Molecule: messenger RNA, 1545 nt
Organism: Mobula hypostoma (lesser devil ray)
Lineage: Eukaryota; Metazoa; Chordata; Chondrichthyes; Myliobatiformes; Myliobatidae
Product: zinc finger protein 239-like
Exons: 2
Coding region: 668-1537 (289 amino acids)
Biological process (GO): regulation of transcription by RNA polymerase II
Cellular component (GO): nucleoplasm
Molecular function (GO): RNA polymerase II cis-regulatory region sequence-specific DNA binding; DNA-binding transcription repressor activity, RNA polymerase II-specific
Source: RefSeq, a predicted model, not a curated record
CAAUCACAAACAAGAGAAAAUCUGCAGAGGGCACAGUCUUAAGGCGCUUGGAAGCGGGUAUGAAGGAGAUGUCAGGGGUGUUCUGUUCUUUAUACAUACCGUGGGUUACUAAUAACAAACUAUAUUCUGGCAGAAUUGAACUUUAAUUUAACAGCAACAAAACCACGUUUUACACUGCCAUGCUUCUCCAUCAUUCUUCAUUUCUGCUCAUGUCAGGAACUCUGUCCAGUCACGUCCUGACACGUGAUAUCACCACAAGAGGUUAAAAAUGACAAGGAAUUUGUCUACGGGAAUCUCAAACACAACACGCCAGUUUAGCUGUCUCUGUCCAGAUAUUUAAGAAGUGGAGCAAGGGAUUCACUCAAUUAUACUUCCUGCUCAGACUGUGGAGAGGAAUUCACUCGGUCAUCUGACCGACUGGCACACCUGUCAUUUUACACGGGGGAGACCAUUUGUCUGCUCAGACAGUGGGAAUGGAUUCACUCAGUCAUUUCAACUGAAGGUACAUCAGCAAGUUCGUACUGGGACAAGGCCAUUCACCUCUUCUGUGUAUGAGAAGGGAUUCAGUCAGUCAUCCCACCUGUGGACACACCAGUCAGUUCACACUGAGCAGAGGCUAGUCAUCUGCUGAAUUUGAGGAGAAGGAUUUACUCGGUCAUUCGACCUAAUGGCUCACCAGCGAGUUCACACCAGGGAGCAGCUGUUCACCUGUUCAAAAUGUGGGAAGGGAUUCACUCAGUCAUCCACCCUAAUGGCACACCAGCGAGUUCACACUGGGGAGCGGCCGUUCACCUGCUCGGACUGUGGGAAAGGAUUCACUUGCUCAUCCAAACUGAAGGUACAUCAGCGAGUUCACACCGGGGAGAGGCCGUUCACCUGCUCGGACUGCGGGAAGGGAUUCACUCGGUCAUCCGACCUGCUGGUACACAUGUCAGUUCACACUGGGGAGUGGCCAUUCACCUGCUCAGACUGCGGGAAGGGAUUUGCUCGGUCAUCUCAACUGAAGGUACAUCAGCGAGUUCACAAUGGGGAGAUGCCAUUCAGCUGUUCAGUCUGCGGGAAGAGAUUCACUUGGUCAUCCGACCUACUGGUACACAAGUCAGUUCACACUGGGGAGAGGCCAUUCACCUGUUCAGUUUGCGGGAAGGGAUUCACUUUGUCAUCUCAACUAAAGGUACAUGAGAGAGUUCACACUGGGGAGAGGCCGUUCACAUGCUCAGAGUGUGGGAAAGGAUUCACUCAGUCAUCCAGCCUACAAGCACACUGGUCUGUUCACACUGGGGAGCGGCCAUUCACCUGCUCAUACUGUGGGAAGCGAUUCGCUCAUUCAUCUCAACUGAAGGUACAUCAGCGAGUUCACACUGGAGAGAGGCCGUUCACAUGCUCAGACUGCGGGAUGGGAUUCACUCAGUCAUCCACCCUAAUGGCACACCAGCGAGUUCACACCGGGGAGAGGCCGUUCACCUGCUCAGUGUGUGGGAAGGGAUUCACUUGGCCAUCUCAACUGCAGAGACACCAGCAAGUUCACACUGGGUAGAGGCUGAU